UCUCGAAAAUAUACCUACUGUACUCUACGACUAUCAAACAUCUAACGCUUUAGAACAAGAAGAAGUACCACUACCAGCACCACCCAGUAUGAGUGUAUUAGGUUUUCAGGAUAUUAUAAAUGGCCCAUUGAGCCAAUAUUUGGCACUUUCAGCUAGAAUUGGUGGCGAUGUAGCCAAACACGCCGAAUUGGUAAAAUUGGCUUUUGACGCCCAGUUGCAGUAUGUCACCAUCGCUUCGCAGUGUGCUAAGCCCAGUCAAGACAAACAAAUGGAUUUGUUAAAACCAACUUCAGUGCAAAUUAGUGCUAUACAAGAUUAUCGAGAAAAGAAUCGCCCUUCACCGUACUUCAAUCAUUUGUCUGCUAUAAGUGAAAGUAUUCCUGCUUUGGGUUGGGUUUGUGUAGCUCCAACUCCUGGACCUCAUGUGAAAGAAAUGAAUGACGCUGCUCAAUUCUUUACGAAUCGUGUGCUCAAAGAGUGGAAGGAAAAAGAUGUCUCACAUGUUGAAUGGGCACGUGCAUGGAUACAAACAUUGACUGAACUGCAAGCUUACAUUAAACAAUAUCAUACAACUGGUCUUGUUUGGUCCGGUAAAGGUAGUGUACCAGCAGGUGGUGCCGCACCACCACCGCCACCGAUGGGUGCUUGUCCUCCUCCACCACCGCCACCAGUAUUUGAUUUAGCGGCCAUGUCGCUUGAUGGUGGCGAUGAACGCAGUGCGUUAUUUGCACAAAUUAAUCAAGGAGAGGGUAUCACUAAAAAUAUGAAAAAGGUGACCGCUGAUAUGCAAACGCACAAGAAUCCGACAUUGCGUACUGGACCAGCACCAUUUAAGACACCUACACAAUUUGGUUCCAUAGCUGGAGCUGCACCUGCAUCAAAUGCUGUAAAGGAACCUGUAUUUACUCGUGAUGGCAAGAAAUGGAUUAUUGAACAUCAAAAUAAAAACACCGGCUUAUUGGUAGAAAAUGCUGAAAUGAACAAUGUUGUUUACAUGUUCAAAUGUGUAGGUUCCACUCUUACUGUCAAGGGCAAAGUGAACAACAUUGUUAUGGAUUCAUGCAAGAAAUGCUCUCUGCUUUUUGAUUCAGUAGUGGCAUCAAUUGAAUUCGUUAAUUGUCAGAGCGUACAAAUGCAGACUUUGGGCUUCGUACCCACAAUUUCAAUUGAUAAAACUGAUGGUUGCCAAAUGUAUUUGAGUAAAGAUUCACUAGGUGUGGAAAUUGUAAACUCAAAAUCUUCUGAGAUGAACGUUAUGCUUCCUGACGCCAAUGGAGACUAUACUGAGUUGGCAUUGCCUGAACAGUUUAAGACAACUAUUACAGGAAAAACUCUUAAGACUGUUUGUGUUGAUAGUCUUGGUUAAACUCUUCUAACUUUAUACAGAAUGAAAGAUCAAGCAAAAGUAUAUAUAUAAAAGUUGAAAUAUUUCAAAAAUUAUUCA
Teleopsis dalmanni is the source of this 1444-nucleotide messenger RNA. Its product is annotated as adenylyl cyclase-associated protein 1-like. Gene Ontology annotation, cellular component: cytoplasm. Lineage: Eukaryota; Metazoa; Arthropoda; Insecta; Diptera; Diopsidae. The coding region runs from base 89 to 1366 and encodes 425 amino acids. The transcript has a single exon. Gene Ontology annotation, biological process: cell morphogenesis; cytoskeleton organization; regulation of adenylate cyclase activity. Gene Ontology annotation, molecular function: actin binding; adenylate cyclase binding. The record is from RefSeq and is a predicted model, not a curated record.